AAAAACUUUCCUCUUUGGGAGAUCUUAACCCAAAUCUGUGCAAUGGCUGCUGAGAGGCCUCCCAACAAGCUGCUCACUCUGCUCUUUGUGCUGCGCCCAGGACAAGUCCUGCUUGGCAUGAAGAAGAGGGGAUUUGGCAAGGGACGGUGGAAUGGAUUUGGUGGCAAGGUGCACCAGGGGGAGAGCAUUGAAAAGGCUGCAAUAAGGGAGACGAGCGAGGAGUGUGGUCUGACCGUAUCUGGGCUGGACAAGGUGGGAGUGAUACUGUUUGAGUUUGUGGGGGAGGCUCAGCUGAUGGAGGUGCAUGUGUUCAGGACUGAGACCUUCACCGGUGACCCAGUGGAGACAGAAGAGAUGCGGCCGCAGUGGUUUGCCCACACUGAGAUCCCCUAUGGUUCCAUGUGGCCCGACGAUUACCUAUGGUAUCCCAAGAUGCUUAACAAUAAGUAUUUCGAUGCAUGGAUGAAAUUCCAAGGGCAUGACAUUGUUUUGGACUAUUCCAUAACGCCCCGUCCCUCGACGAACUUAAAUAUUUGAAAUCUUGAACUCUUUUUCCCUGUAUUCAUUAUCCACGUUUUUGUUGCAUUUAUAGUGUUUGUUUAAUCAGCAUUUAUAGUGUUUGUUUAAUCAA
Halichondria panicea is the source of this 631-nucleotide messenger RNA. RefSeq names its product oxidized purine nucleoside triphosphate hydrolase-like. Gene Ontology annotation, biological process: DNA protection. Lineage: Eukaryota; Metazoa; Porifera; Demospongiae; Suberitida; Halichondriidae. The record is from RefSeq and is a predicted model, not a curated record. The transcript has 3 exons. Gene Ontology annotation, molecular function: 8-oxo-7,8-dihydroguanosine triphosphate pyrophosphatase activity. The coding region runs from base 43 to 537 and encodes 164 amino acids.